This is a messenger RNA of Stegostoma tigrinum, 3227 nucleotides long. Its product is annotated as tropomyosin alpha-3 chain. Gene Ontology annotation, cellular component: actin filament. Gene Ontology annotation, biological process: actin filament organization; muscle contraction. The coding region runs from base 226 to 1080 and encodes 284 amino acids. The record is from RefSeq and is a predicted model, not a curated record. The transcript has 10 exons. Gene Ontology annotation, molecular function: actin filament binding. Lineage: Eukaryota; Metazoa; Chordata; Chondrichthyes; Orectolobiformes; Stegostomatidae.
ACUGAUUACUUAAAAAUACUCCCAAGGUUGGGUUUCGGAGUCGAGGGGAGACUACAUCAGUGUGGGAGAGCACAGGAGACUCACUGUACCACGGGCACCUUUUUCAUCCUCUUCCUCUCUCUCUCUCUCUCGGUGCCCACCGGCGCUCACACACAGCUCGGCUGCCCUCGUCUGCCUCCGUUCCUCUUCCCCAGUCGUCGCCGAGGCCCACCGUACAAAUCCAGAAUGGAGGCCAUCAAGAAGAAGAUGCAGAUGCUGAAGCUGGACAAGGAGAACGCCCUGGACAGGGCUGAGCAGGCUGAGGCAGACAAAAAGGCAGCAGAGGAGAGGAGCAAGCAGCUGGAGGAUGAGUUGGCGGCCAUGCAGAAGAGGCUGAAGGGGACAGAGGAUGAACUGGACAAGUACUCAGAGGCUCUCAAAGACGCUCAGGAGAAGCUGGAACUGGCUGAGAAGAAGGCUGCCGACGCUGAGACGGAGGUGGCCUCCUUGAAUAGGCGCAUCCAGCUGGUUGAGGAAGAGUUGGACCGUGCCCAGGAACGCCUUGCGACAGCCCUGCAGAAACUGGAAGAGGCUGAGAAGGCAGCAGAUGAGAGUGAGAGAGGAAUGAAGGUGAUUGAGAACAGGGCCCUGAAGGAUGAAGAGAAGAUGGAGCUGCAAGAGAUCCAACUGAAGGAAGCCAAACACAUCGCAGAGGAGGCGGACCGCAAGUAUGAGGAGGUUGCCCGUAAGCUGGUGAUCAUUGAGAGCGACCUUGAGCGUACAGAGGAACGCGCAGAGGUGACAGAGUGCAAGUGCGCAGAGCUGGAAGAGGAACUUAAAAAUGUGACAAACAAUCUCAAGUCACUGGAAGCCCAGGCUGAGAAGUACUCCCAAAAGGAAGACAAAUACGAAGAGGAGAUCAAACUGCUGACUGACAAACUAAAGGAGGCUGAGACCCGUGCCGAGUUUGCAGAACGCACCGUAGCAAAGCUGGAGAAGACCAUUGACGAUUUAGAAGACGAACUGUACGCUCAGAAACUCAAGUACAAAGCCAUCAGCGAGGAACUGGACCACGCUCUGAAUGACAUGACCACCAUAUAAACUGUGCCAGACCAAAGAGGAGAACAGCAACAUGCACCGGAUGUUGGACCAGACUCUGCAGGAGCUCGACCAUUUAUGAAGCAUUGCUGUUUGCUUGGUCAUCGCCUGGCUUGCCUUGACUCCCCGUCCCUGUGCCUGCCAUUGCCCUAUAUGUCAAAUACCAACCCUGUGCCCCCACCCCACUCCUAAUCUUCCCUUUUCCCCAGUCUCUAACCCCUGUGUCAAAGAUCACCCACGUUGCCAAGUGAAGCAUUUGGUAGGGGGGGUGGUCACAGUGGAGGACAGAUCACUGGGCACUGAAUCUGUCUUGAUAACGCAGUCUUUUACUUCUUUUAAAAUUAAUUUUCUUCCUCGUCUCAAAGGUUUUUUAUUCUAAUGGAGCCAAAGUUUCCCCUAAGCCCCUCACUCCAUGUUCGCAACCUGAGAAUGGAGAGGGUGGGUGAUGGAGUUGGCGCUUUUGGGGAAAUCCCGGGGAUGCGGGUGUAAGGUGGCGAGAAGUAGGAGGGCACUGUGCUGCGAAAAAUUCCAGUCGGUCUGUUUGGCACCAUCACUGACCGGGCCUUCAAGCCCUCCCCCAAAAUGAACUGGUUUGGAUCUGAGUGCCUGUCCGUCUUCCCCCUUCACACCCACUGCCCCAAGUCUUACUCAUGCAGUCUCAGUCUGAGACAGAAGUGGCAUGCCACCUUAUGGAACCUGGUUAACAGACUGGUCACGACAGAUCGACUGCCAGCUGCCUGCAGCGUCAGCCCCUUGACUUACUCCUUGGACUGAUACAGCACCAUGGAGUUGUUUACAUUGGCACCUGGCAGCUAAAGGCAGGAACAGAAUCACUCCCACUCUGAUUUCUUGAGCGUUGCCCUAAGUAGCUUCACAAGACCGCGUUGGGGAGAUGGACCGCCAGCAGCCUUUCUCGACCUGCUGCCGAAGCCAGUCUCUCUCGUGCUGCGUGAGAGCCCAGUGCCAGUGUGGAGAUCGUUAGUGUUCCCAAUCCCCGUUUAAGCUGCUGUUGCCUCCCCACUUAAAUCUAACAGGCUGGUUUGUCCGAAUUGGACUGGAAAGAUCGACAGACUGAAGCAGUUCACUCAACGGCGCCGCCCCCUCUCCCGCUGUGGACAGAUGUGUUUUUUUUUAACUGUCAUCCUGGCACCCCUCUCUCUCUCUCUCUCUCUCUGCCAGUUUGCUGGAGGCUCAGGAUGUGCGUGCACUGCUCAGCCUGGCCCAGGACGUGCCGGGACCUAUCCCGCGCUUCAGCAUGAACUGGUGGUCGCUGUUGGCUCUCUGUCACCCAGCCGAGUUUGCAGUGAGGGCAAAAUUAAGGGAGUGAUGGGGACUCCCAUUCCUAACUGCUGUGCAUCCACCCCCUGCCAUGCUGAAGGGACCAAUAUCGCCCGAAUAGCAACCAAGGCACCAGGCAGCUGUGAGGUAUCCCAGGAUCGGAAGGCACGGGAUUAGAUGCAGAAUAAAAUGUCCCCUACACUGUUACCCCUGUCAGACACACCUAGAACUGGGACAGCACAGGGUUAGAUACAGAGUAAAGCCCCCUCUACACUGUAUCCCAGGUAGACUUUGGCAGAGGCAGGGAGAGAAACCCUCUGUGGCUGUGAGGCAGAGAUGGAUUAUAGAUGGAGAAUCCAGCUCCUCGCAACAUGAACCAAGUCACACAAGUCAAGUCUGUACUCAGCUGCCCUUAGAAACGGAUGCAAGCCAACAGUGUCCAUUGUCUCCCUCUCCCACUCACAACGCUUUGCCCUUAUCCUUCCUGUCCUCUCCCACUGCCAAAGCUCUCGACAUUCAAAACGUAUAAGCCAAGCGCCUGGUCAGGUCCUGACAGAACUUUUUUUUUUUAAGAAGCAGCUACGAUAUUUUUAUACUCAGGUCUUAGAUAUAAUGGAGAAGGUAUUUAUUUGAAAUUGUGUGUAAAAAAUGAAUUCAAUUAGACCCAGCUCCUCUGCAAGAGAAACAUCAGGAUUUGAAACGUGCAUAAUUUGAUCAUGGGCCAAGCAUCUGGAUCUGUCCUCAGGAGAAUAAAAAUUGGUGUAAUGAUUUGUUUUUGUUAAAAAAAAAUUUACAGGAAAGGACCAAUCUCUGGUAGUUGUUGCAAUGUGUUCUGACAAGCUUUGAGUUUAAUAAAGCAUAUCUGCUCAAGA